Rhopilema esculentum is the source of this 3011-nucleotide messenger RNA. RefSeq lists its product as uncharacterized. Gene Ontology annotation, cellular component: nucleus. Lineage: Eukaryota; Metazoa; Cnidaria; Scyphozoa; Rhizostomeae; Rhizostomatidae. The record is from RefSeq and is a predicted model, not a curated record. Gene Ontology annotation, biological process: regulation of transcription by RNA polymerase II. Gene Ontology annotation, molecular function: RNA polymerase II cis-regulatory region sequence-specific DNA binding; DNA-binding transcription factor activity, RNA polymerase II-specific.
CCUUGAAAAGUUCGUCGGAAAAACACGAGCGCAGACGGCGAUAGAAAUCCACUUGUGGUCUUGUUGGCACAAAGGGACAUCACUGUCUAUUAAAACAAUUAUGAGCGCGCAUCGCUCAAAGCUUGCCUCCCCCCUUGGCGGGCGUCUGCUGUCUAACGACAGACAGACUGUAAUGUGAUCAGAUAGAUAACGAGAUUAGGCGUUUGCUUGUUAGCACAAGGAUUUCUGCAUCCAUCCUAACAAGAAAUCAGGGUGAUUACAAUUAGUAUGUACCACGUGAAAACAGUGUAUCUUAACGAUUAUCACUCACAGCAGGACAGUCUUCGCAGGGACAGACAGGCCGAAGAUAUCUGCUGACACUUACGUCGUGCGCUUAUUACUACAGGGGUACUUUGUGCAAAUAGUGCAGUGACAACAACAAGGGUCACUUCAACGUUACCCGUCCACUUGAAUCAUCGCCGGUGACACUGAAAGGCACACGGUUCAAGUAAGGUUAUCAGUAGUCAGAAGCACCUAGUUGGCUUCAAAAGCACAAAGCACUUACUAAGGUACCGUUUGGUAAUACACUCUAUGUGUACCUUGUACCAGUAUUGGCCCAUAAUUAGAGUUAUCACGACACAUACGAAGAGACGAAGUUCUGUCGCCUUGUAGCACAUCCGAACACGAUGAAGCCAGCAAAUUGCUUUUCCGUUGAAUACAUCCUCGGAACACGAGACAAUAAGCCCAAGGAGGAAAAAAUUGUUUCAAAAGGGAGAAUUUCAAGUAAGGACGAGGAAAUACAUAUUAAAGUCGACGUUCAAGCUGGAGAAAAACAAGAGAAUACAAAUGAAGUUGAAGACUCUCCAAUGACAACUAACGACAAAGGGCUAGACCAGAACGACCCCCAGAGCCUGCAUCGAACUCGCACAGCCUUUACAAGAGAACAGCUAAACAAACUCGAAAAAGAAUUUGCCAGAGAAAACUACAUAUCGCGAGCAAGAAGAUGCGAACUGGCAGCUGAACUUAAUUUACCAGAAAAUACCAUAAAGGUUUGGUUUCAGAAUAGGAGAAUGAAAUGCAAACGGAGAAGGCUUUCAAUUCACCGUCUACCAUAUUGCUCGCCUGCUAUUUUCCCGCCAAAUCUCCUAAUACCCAGUCCCCUACCCCCAUCGUGUCCUUGCUGUUUACCACCUCCUCCUCGUGAUUAUCGCUUCGAAAAUAUGGAGAACAGACUCAUUUCGUCUUGUCAUAACAGAGACUCAUAUAUCAGCCCCACCUGUAGUGGUUGUCGCCCGUACCAUCCGCUUCCAUAUUGAGUUUUGAUAGAAAAACAAUUAUGGAAGUCGUCGUCUUCGAAAGGGUAAUAACCAGUUCAGCGACAUCCAACAACAAUUCCAACGACAAUUCCAACGACAAUUCCAACGACAAAUUCAACGACAAAUUCAACGACAAAUCCAACGACAAAUCCAACGGCAAAUCCAACGACAGCUAGGGCUUUAUAGAUUCAUGAGAAUAUGGAGGUACUUGUUAAAAUGCCUUGGUUAUCUAAAAAUCUACGGCAGAUGAAGUUGGCUCUCCAGAUUGUUGUGGCCUAAACGAUGAUGCUACACUGCAAAUUAGUGUUGCAAUCUUUGUUUUGGGGCAGGUUUCAGCAACAUCACGGAAUGAAUCAAAGAAUAUAAUAAAUGCAGCCUCCCAUUUAGAAAACAAAUCAAAUAACAGCCAGGCCUAAAAAUGGAUCGUUGGCUGUUGAUUCGAACACUUUGACCUUGAGAGUUUAAUUCUGGCCCAGCACUCACCGACCAAGAUUUAGAUACUGUUUUUAAAUAACUAUGGCCAAUCUAUUCUUACAAAUUCUUUAAUGACGGAUACUAUUCUGAGGUUUUCUGAGAUAUUCUUAGAUCAAUGUUAAAAUAUCGCAUUGUGAUUAUGCACUUUGUAAGUGUGUUUGAGAACCAGUAUACUAGCGUAAAAUAUUCCUAAAACGGAAUGAUUUUUUCUCUGCACUUUUUGACCGCACUUUUUAUCAGCGAUUUUCUUUAAGCAUAGCAAAUAUCCAGUAGUAAGCAAGUGUGUUUAACAAGUUGUGCUGCCUCGAUAAUUUUUGUCAAGUUACCUGAUACACUUGACCAAGAGGUUUAGAGGUGCAUCUAAUUUGAAGUACCACCUCACCUGAAGCGACUAAAUCUACCUUUCAAAAUAUUGUGCAUGCAUUUCAAAGUAACUCAAGACGAUGUAUUAUAUUGAUCGCGUGGAUCGAACAUAUUUGUUUAAUCUGGUUUCUUAUGUUGUAUAAUCUUGAUAUCUUGAUUUCCAAUUGUGUAAUCUUGAUUUCCAAUUGUGUAAUCUUGAGUUCCAAGUUGCUUAAUCUUCAUUUUCAAACAGUGUGCUCUCGAUUUCCAAAUUGUUUAAUCUCGAUUUCCAAGCUCUUUUAAUUUCAAUUUCCAUUUUAUGUAAUCUCGAUUUCCAAGUUGCUCAAUCUGGAUUUCAUCAAUUGAAGAAACCAACCCCAAAAAUUGCAAUAUGAAUUUUCAGUACUAUGGCUGAUGAGUACAUAGAAACUUGACGAUAUUAACAAAUACACCCGAAAAUUAUAUUUUUCAUAACUUAUGUUUUUAUUUUACGUCUAUUACGAAAUUAACCCUUCAUUUUAACGGAAGUUCUUGUCCUAUGUAGCAGAACACUUUCCUUACGUUUUUAGUAUAAAUCUUCUUAAACUGUAAACUAGAAAAUGGAUUUGAUCUGCACACUUUGAAGAAGAUUACCAAAAAUGAUGGAUAUAAUAAACUCUUCACCAUGUUUGUUAAGGAAACUAAAUUGAUCAUGGUUAAUUUGCUUUGUUUAUUUUGGAAACAAUUUAUUUUUCUCCUACCGUGAAAAUAGUAAUUUUGAAAUUAAUUCUUAUAUUUUGUAGUAAGUCGUCAUUGUUUUUAGCUUCUUUUGACGUAAGAUAGAAAACCGUGGAAAUUCUUUGUUGACUUUUUUGCUUUAUUUCAACACAGUCCUAGUGAUUGCUUCUAACCUGAAGAAGA